Messenger RNA from Nicrophorus vespilloides, 3754 nucleotides. RefSeq names its product ubinuclein-2. Lineage: Eukaryota; Metazoa; Arthropoda; Insecta; Coleoptera; Silphidae. The record is from RefSeq and is a predicted model, not a curated record. The transcript is spliced from 14 exons. Bases 120 to 3428 code for a protein of 1102 amino acids. Gene Ontology annotation, cellular component: nucleus.
GGCGCGCGCACCGCGAAUUAGGUUAGAGAUGUUGGGAAUGCUGUCUAUUUAAAUGUUGGAGCGAAACCCGCCUGUGCUCGUGAACCACACACACGCAAUCUAAUCAAAAGUGAUGAAAAAUGUCAGAAAUCAGGCGGAUCGCACUGAUACCGUUCGGCGCGGAUAAAGGUGAUCUAGCAUCAGGAAGUGGCAAACAGAAGACGACUGCACCACCACCGAGGACGGUCAGACUAACAUUCUUGCUGCCCGAUUCCAACGAACAGGAAACAUGCCCCGUAUUCAACUACAAGGAAGAGCUAGCUGCCACAAAGAAAAAGGAGAAAUUGAAAGGUAACAAUGCAAACGUCGGCGAUCGGUCUGGUGCGAACGAGUUGGACCCGUUCGACGAGGCCGACGAUGACGUGCGUAGAAUUGCUCAAGAAAUGGAGAAUAAAUACGGAGGAGGGCCUUCGCUGAAAAAGAAACGGAAAGGCAGGAGGGACGACUACGCGGAUAUAGGCAUGGGGUACGAUGAGUCCGACUCGUUCAUCGACAAUACCGAUGGCUACGAUGAGAUGAUUCCGCAGAACGUUACCACCCUGCACGGCGGAUUCUAUAUCAACUCCGGGGAGCUGGAAUUUAAGGCCGACGACGAGGCUAGCUCGGAUGUAUCGUCGAGAUCGUUCUCAUCGAGUGGCGAGGACGAGGAGGAUGAGGCCCCGGCGAAGAGACCAAACUCAAAGAGGGUUCUAGAGUCGUCGGAAUCGGAGGGAGAAAAGGAGACUGAAAAUGGAAAGGGCGCAGCGAAGAAGAUCCACCAGAACAAGAAGCAGAAGACGGUGGUGAAUGGGGAAGCAGCUCAGAAAGAGCGAAAGCUCGUCCUACCCGACAAGAUAAAGCAGUUGCAGCCACAUAAGAAGGAUGAGAACAGGAAGAAAGACCUGCUGCGUGAGAAACGAGAAGAGAGUAACAUUAUCGGCUCUAACGAUAGCAGCAAAGUGUUGGAUGCCGGAGAGAAAGAUGCGAUGAAGGAGAACAAGAAACCGACGGGUCAGGUUAACUUGAUCGAUGUCCCUGAACCACCGACGGUUGUAGACAAUGGCAACAAGAUCUUAGAGAGCGAGAGCCGCAAGGAACAUGUAAAUAGCAGUAAAGACGUUACACCGGUUACCAAUUGUUCGAUAAGCAAAGAUGCCGAAAUUGUGCCAUCUUCGGAGGGCGAGAACAGUGCGGACAGCUGUAUAUUGGAGCAGCAGCAUGAAAAGAGCGAAGCUGUUCAGUUACCUGAACAGCUUCCUUCUAGCAUUCUGGAACUGAUCGAAAAACUAAAGGAGGCGGCAGUUAAUUGCUCGGACUCCACUAAACUCUUCACGACUCCUGUAAAUACGCUGUUGCUUAGUCUCGAAAGGAAGUGCCGAUGCCUUGGGAAGCAGUCAAAAUCAAAGAUCUACCAACACCUUGGCGUCGCAAUGAAGUGCAGGAAAGAGACGCUGGCGAAGCGGGCCAAAAAUUUGGUCUUGGUGGAGGACAACAAACGGAUCUCGGAUAUGAUUUUGCAGUUGAAGGUUAAUAUUGAAACGACGAUGCCACCUUUGCUAGAAAUUUAUGACAAGGAAUGCGUGAAGACUUUGCAGAAAAAAAAAGAAAACGAGAACGAAUCUGAGAAGCAAAUACGGAUGCCGAAGAGGAAGUUCACGUGGUCGGAGGAAAUGAAGAAACUACUUAGGGAUGUGAUAAGUACAAAGAAGAGGUGUUUCAUUCUGGAGGCAAAGAAGCCGAUGACGAUGACCAAGGAAACUUUGGAGGCGCAAAUGUUGUCUUUCCUGCGGACGGAUAUUCAAAUUCUAUGGCCCGAGGGAUGGAUGUCGAUGACGGCGCUUACGAAGAUGUACAAUCAGUUCACGAAAUCCCCAGGAGGUGGGGAUCCGAAGGUGAUUAACGCGUUACCUCGGGACAAUCUUAAACCGGUGUGCCUCAACAAGGAACUGCAAAAGUUGACGCAACCAAGUAGUACAAAAGACCUGAAACGAAGUGUUAGUGAAAAAGAAGUGCUUGGUGCGAAAGAGAUGCAAAAGUUGGCCAGCAACUCGAUGCUGUCCAUUAUACCAGUGGAUGCUGCGAAGAUGUUAGCCGACAAGACGAAGGAGAGAAAGAACGAGCUGACCAUCAACAAAAUCGAACAAUCACCACUGCCAAUCGAGAAGAUGGGCGGCAGCGGUCUAAGCAUAACUCCAGCAGUGAUUACCUCCAAGACUAAGCAACAAUCCAAGACUGAUUCAGACCUGAAAGCUAAAGCGGAGCAAUUGCUGAAAUUCAUCAAACCGCCCACCGACCACAAGAUCGAGAACAUCAUAAAGCCUUCGCCGCCAAAGACACCGGACGCGGAGUGCCUCACCACCACCAAGAGCAAACCAGAAAACCUCUCUAAGCACAAGAACGAGCAUUCUUCGAAGUUGUUCGCGGAGUCGCUACUCAAAUCUCUGAAGGCCGAGGAGAAAGCGAAAUCGGAAACGAAAUCCAAGAGCAGUGACCAUAAGAAUUCCUCUUCUUCGUCGUAUGCUAGGACGAAAACGAACGAACACUCGGAAUCAAAACCCGAGAAUCUGUCGCGAUCGAAGACGCUCGAAAACGACAUCAUCAUACUGGAGGACACCAUGAUGGAGCCGGAGCGACCGAAGAAUCCGGAAAUGAAGAUGAUUGAUCUUACCGCAGAAUCGUCGAGUGAGGUGAAGCGUAAACCGGGCCCCAAAAGCAAAACGAAAUACUACGAUCAGACGACGAAAGUUAAAUCGACGAAGAGCUCAUCGAUAGUGAACACCGCCGAACUAGACAAUAUUAUAGCGAGCACUCGCAAAGAGAUGGAAAUGCUGCACAACAGCAAGAAGCAGCAGCAGCACAGCAACAAGGAGAAGUCUCACAAUGAAGAGACGGCAUCCAUCGAAGAAGUUAUGGAACAUCUGAAACACCUGAAUCAGAUCACGGCGCCUCUCGUAAAGACCGAAUCCUCGUUGACGAGUUCCCCGGUCAGCGUCAUCGCCUUCAACAAGAACUUCUCCACGAAAACCUCGCCAAUGUCCGCGUGCGCUUCCUCGUCUUCUUCAUCGACAAACACAGCCACACCCUCCACCAACAACGUCCUCCCCGACCACAUCAAACCCGACUUCGGCGAUGGCUUUCAGAAGCAGUUCUACAAUUUUAACUCCACUUCCAACGCAACCUCUUCGAAAAACUACAACAGCGGACAUCCUACGUUAAAUUCGCAUUCGGAUAAAUACUUUACGAGUGGGAACUACAAUUACACACAAAACUCAAAAUAUAAAAAUUAUACAACUCCCGCACCAGGUACAUAUAAUAUAAUGGACGAUAUGUUAGCGAAUUUUAUUACGGAAUACGCAGCAUGUCCAAAAACAACAGCCAACCACAAGCCGAAGCCCCCUUCGCAGAAAUAGCUACUAAUAACGAUUGUCGUUACCCUCACGAAGACGACAACCACCAGGACACCACCAACUCGACUACUGCCAUUUCUCGCUAAACCGUCGCAAGCGUUGCGUUCAUAACUAUAUAUAUAUAUACACACACACAAACACACACACAGAUAUAUAUAUAAACAAUAUAAGAAUAUAUAUUUUUUUGUACAGUCCUGUAUAUUUGUGGAUAAUGAAAAUAACGAAAGUGUGUACAUUUCGAAGGAGACUAAACGAUUUCUGAGUGAUAGAGAGAAAGAGACACGAAACAGAAAAUAAUCAUUCCUCUUGUCUUUUUUUUUUUAAUUUGU